Anoplophora glabripennis (Asian longhorned beetle) is the source of this 1269-nucleotide messenger RNA. RefSeq lists its product as uncharacterized. Gene Ontology annotation, biological process: DNA integration. The transcript is spliced from 3 exons. The record is from RefSeq and is a predicted model, not a curated record. Gene Ontology annotation, molecular function: nucleic acid binding. Bases 1 to 1269 code for a protein of 422 amino acids. Lineage: Eukaryota; Metazoa; Arthropoda; Insecta; Coleoptera; Cerambycidae.
AUGGUUUUGGUUUACACCAACUUGCGCUCUGUAGAUGUGUUAGGACCCUAUCCAGUUACCCCACGGGAUAACAAAUACGUUCUUAUCGUCGAGGACCUAUUCACUAAAUGUACUGAAGCCAAGCCCGCUUCAAAUUCUGAAGCUGCUACUAUUUGCCAAUUCCUAGAGGAUGAAAUUUUCGCGAGAUACGGAGACCCUAAGGUAGUCAUCUCCGACAACGCGACAGUGUUCCAAAGCCAGAAAUACCUCAACAUGUGUCAGCGCAAGCAAAUUCAGCCAUAUCACACCGCCAUCUACUUCCAACGAGAGAACCCCGUUGAACGAAAAGUUGCCGAUUUCAAAACCAUUCUGCGAGCCCUCAUGUACAUUCAACAACGGCGGCGAAAUUGGGAUCAGCAAGUACCACGUGCCCUAGCAAUACAGCGCCGACGCAAAAACCGAGCCACAGGAGAAUCACCGGCAACCGCCCUCCUAGGAUAUGAAGCGGCCGCUCAAGGGGGCUGGGAAAUUCCAGAAUUUCAAAGAAGACGAAAGCGACCCCGAGAAGUCGCGAGGUUGAGGCGCCAAACCAUCAUCGCUCGACAACUCGAUUUCAAUCAAAAUACCUAUCCAGGUCGAGACGAUGAGCCUACCAUCACCUUCCAAGUCGGUGACAUGGUAAUGGUAAAAGAGCACAACCCGCCGGAUCCUUUCGCACCUACAUGGGCAGGACCGUUUCCAAUAGCCGUCCGAAACUCGCCACAAAUAUACGAGGUAGACAAGUAUGGAAGGCAAUUCAAAUAUCACGUCGAUCAAUUUCGACCGGCACCGCCAGGGAACCCUCCGCUGGAAGAGGACGAUUCCAGCGACGAAGAAGAUGACGACGAUAAUGCACAACACCCGAACAAAUUACAGUCACCGCAGAAGUACACGCCGCCCCACCAACUCCAAUCAAAUUCCGUAUCCGCAAGGUACCAGGCGAAGAUGGAAACCGUCGCCGAUACCAAGUCAUUAACAGUCAGCCACUCGACCAAAUCCAAGUCGUCGAAACCCAAAGUCCACUCGACGAAAGGGGGGAGGUGUUGUAUAAUUUCCAACGCCCGGAACAGCGCUCCAAGACGAGCUCUCUAUGCAGAACCUAAAGCCAUAACAAACAUAUUCCACGAUGUUUCUAACACUGAAGCCGAAGCCGCUGUCAGAGGAGAAAGUAAAAAUUUCACCUAUGUUUCCAAUCCAAACCUCAAAGUCCAGCACCGAGCUCCAAGCCCGAUUUCCAACAUAGGACUCUAA